Plodia interpunctella (Indianmeal moth) is the source of this 1913-nucleotide messenger RNA. RefSeq names its product licorne (gene lic). Gene Ontology annotation, molecular function: ATP binding; MAP kinase kinase activity. The coding region runs from base 234 to 1235 and encodes 333 amino acids. The transcript has 3 exons. The record is from RefSeq and is a predicted model, not a curated record. Gene Ontology annotation, biological process: protein phosphorylation; stress-activated MAPK cascade. Lineage: Eukaryota; Metazoa; Arthropoda; Insecta; Lepidoptera; Pyralidae.
AUUUUAUUCGGAAAAUAAGUAUAAAAUAGCUUUCUUUCGACUUAUUUUUACGUAAAUUAGUGAAAAUAAACACAUAAUUGCAAUUUCAUAGAAAUGUUUACGAGCAAUUAGGAUUUGGAAUGGUUCGGAUAAGUGUUUGAGGUUUGAGGAUCUUACAAAAGUUUGCCUCCCAACCGUGUUGUAGAGGGUUGGCUCUACGGGUAUUUAUAAGGAAUAAAAUUACUAAGGACGCUAUGUCCGGCCGGAGAAAACCUCCAAGCUUCAACUUUACGGCAAAAGAAGACAAGCCAGAUGUUGUUACACCCCCGAGGAACCUUGAAGAGAGGACCACAAUAACAAUUGGUGACAACACAUUCACUGUCCACGCAGAUGACCUGGUUAAGAUCUGUGACCUUGGCCGCGGGGCCUAUGGCAUUGUGGAGAAGAUGCACCACAGACCCAGCAAUACUAUCAUGGCAGUCAAAAGAAUAGCUUUCAACAACCAGUCCCUGGAAUUAAAACGCUUGCUGAUGGACCUGGACGUGUCCAUGAGAGCCAGUGCAUGUCCAUACACAGUACAUUUCUACGGUGCCAUGUUCCGCGAGGGCGACGUCUGGAUCUGCAUGGAGGUCAUGGACACCAGCCUAGACAAGUUCUACACAAAAGUCUACAAAAACAACAGGACCAUUCCAGAGAAUAUCCUCGGCAAAAUAGCGUUUUCAGUCGUAAGCGCUUUGAAUUACCUCUACUCACAACUCAGGGUCAUACACAGAGACGUAAAACCGUCAAAUAUUCUGAUCAACAGACAGGGUGAAGUCAAAAUGUGCGAUUUUGGUAUAUCAGGAUAUCUCGUUAACUCGAUAGCGAAGACGAUAGACGCCGGGUGCAAGCCGUAUAUGGCGCCGGAAAGGAUUGACCCUCACGGCAACCCCGCGCAGUACGAUAUCCGAAGCGACGUGUGGUCUCUCGGGAUAGCUAUGAUAGAACUCGCGACCGGGAAGUUUCCUUACCAGAACUGGCCUACUCCAUUCGAACAACUAAAACAGGUAGUGACAGACGACCCGCCGAGGUUACCUGCCGGACGUUUCUCUGCUGAUUUCGAAGACUUCAUAGUACAAUGUCUACAGAAGGAUUACAAAAAUAGACCUAACUACAAUACAUUACUUUCACAUAAAUUCUGUUUAGAACACAGCACCAUAGAGGUAGAUGUGGCUUCUUUUGUUCAAGAAAUAUUAGAUUUACCUGAUGACUCCUAGUGUUAAGAAGAACGUGUUUAACUGUGACUAACAGUAGAUGUAACAAUUUGUUAUUAACAUUAUUAAUUUAUGUAAAAACUAGUGAUGAACUUAAUAGGGUAUAAAGAGUAUCUAGAAAAAUCUGAAAGUUGGCUGUACAGAGAAUUCUACAUUGACAUGCUGUUGUUUAACCAUGAUAAAUUAAAAUAAAAACCCUCCUAAAAAGCAUAAAAUAAUAUUUAUUUGGUUUUUAACUUAAAAUAAUUCCUUAUUAUGUAGGAAUAUUUUGUUAACUAAAUGUAGUCGCGUCGGGAGACCGCCAAGUAUAUUCUAACUUAAAAAAGUAUGAACAACACUACACACUCAUGUUUUGCAAAUAAAUAAUCUUUGUCUUUGUCACUAUAAAUAAGCAGGAUAAUUUUCAAAUAUUUAGCGACAGAGCGGUCCUCAGAUGCGAUACUUGUCAAAUAUUCCUACAUAAUAAGAAAUUAUUUAUUUUAAGUUAAGGGUUUUUUUUAAUUUUAAAUUUAACUUUUAUUAUUAAGUUUUGUUAUCCUUUGAUAGCUUGUAAUUAUGAAUAAUCUGUAUGUCAAUUAUGAGGCGUGUUCGUGUAGAAUGUGCUGACAAAGUCUGAACUCUGCAAAAUGUAUAAAUACAUCACAACUAAUUGGUCUUAAUAAACCUUGUUUAAAAGCGUUA